AACCGUGUGUGCAGGGUUGCCUACCUAUAAAACUAGUAGAUCUGUCAAAGUCAAAAAUUUAAUUUGUUUACAUUUUGAUAUGUGUGGGACUCCUUAUCAUUUAAAGUAUUUCUUAUCAAUGCCGGGUUAUAAACUGUUAUAUUGCUUCAAGUAAAAUUUAAAUUUCACAAGAGUCUCUGUGGGUGUUAAUUAUCACAUCUAUUACCCAAUUCAGUAAUGGCUUGUUUGAUUUAACCUCAUUUUGUAAGGCACAAAAUCUAAGGACACGUCAGUGCUUACAGAACCCACAGAUGCUGUUAAAAAGCUAUUAAAAUAGUUAUAUUUAACUGGAUCCUAUCCAGGAAACGCCUGGAAUUAUGUAUUAAGUGUCAAAGGUUUAUCGGGAUAACAAGAAAUAAUUGUUUUAUUGAGAAAUGUAUCUCACCAAAAUUUGGAUAACCUUUUCUUUAUUCACCUCAUUUGUGUAUUCUGAACAAAAUUCAGACUACUACAAGCUGCUAAAUAUCCCCCGAGAUGCUACUGUUCAAGAGAUUCGAAAGGCGUUCAAGAUUUUGGCAGUUAAACUACAUCCAGAUAAAAAUAAAGAGGACCAAGAAGCAGAAAAAAAAUUCAUUGAAAUAGCUAAAGCAUAUGAGAUCCUAAAAGACCCGGCCACUAGAAAAGAGUAUGACUUGUAUGGAGAAUCUGAGUUUAAAAAUCAUAAGCAGACAUAUCACAGUUAUUCUUACUAUAGGGACCAUUUUGGCAUAUAUGAUGAUGACCCAAUCAUAGUAACUCUGAGUAGAAGCGAUUAUGAAUUAAACAUCCUGGAUGUAAAUCAGGCAUGGUUUGUUAAUUUUUACUCUCCACACUGUCACCAUUGCCAUGAAAUGGCACCCAUGUGGAGAAAAUUGGCCAGGGAACUUGAAGGAGUGGUGAGGGUGGCAGCUGUAAAUUGUGAGGAGGAUUAUCCUCUUUGUUAUCAAUUAAGUAUUGAGGCGUAUCCAACAUUUUUGUUUUAUGAGAAAGAAGCACAUCUGCAAGAUGGUGAAAGGUACAGAGGGCCUAAAACGUUAGAGGCCCUUCAGCAGUAUGUUCUUUCAAAAGUUGAAGUGAAAAUUGAGGAAAUUGAUGCACAAAAAUGGGAAAAUUUAAAAAGGCAGCAGUGGGUAUUGUUUUUGUGCCCCCAGGACAAUGUUAAUUGCCCUGAAAAGGAUACUAUUAAGAAAACUGCUGCUGCACUGGAAGGGUUACUGCAAGUUGGUCUGAUAACAGAUCCAAAACUGUCUGAAGACAUUUCAGAAGAUUACAGGACACAACCUUUAGUAUUUUGGGAAGUUGAUAGUAAAAAAAUACCAAAAGUGCACAUCAUUGACGGUUCGGAUUUUAAGGAAAUUGUGGAUAAAAUUUUGAAUAUUUUGCCCAAUCCACCCCUGUUGGACGAAAACAAGUUUCAUGAUCUGAGAACUAAGUUAAGACUAGGCUUUGACAAACCAUGGUUGAUAUGUUUCUACUUAGGGGAGGCCACUGACCUUAAACUAGAACUUAAAAGACUUCCAACAAUGAUACCAAACAUCAACAUCGGUUUAAUUCACUGUGGGAAAAGUGCUGGUUUAUGUGCCACUUUACACAUACAACGUUACCCCACAUGGUGUGUAAUCAAACAGGGCGGGGCAUUCGAGGUGCACCAGGGCAGGGACGUAUUGCAUGAAGUGGCCACUUUUGCCAGGGACAGCACCAAGAGCACCAAUUUACACGCUUUGAGUCCUGCUGACUUUCAUAAUUUAAAAAGUGAAGGCUCUCCUUGGUAUAUUGACUGGUAUGCCCCCUGGUGUCCCCCUUGUAAAAGAUUAACACCUGAACUGAGAAAGGCCAGUCAGCAUUUUAAGCCUGAAGUGGUACAGUUUGGUACUGUAGACUGUACUUUACACAGGGAGCUCUGUUCAAGCCAGGGUAUUAGUUCUUAUCCCACUAUGUAUCUUUAUAAUGGUAGCAGUGUUCAAAGGUUUCAUGGUACCCCAAAUGAAGCGUCCAUAGUCGAAUUCCUACAGGACGCCAUAAAUCCUGUAGUCGUGAACUUAAACGAGGAUAAUUUCAGUUUACUAGCGAGAAAACCGGCGAAAGAGAUGUGGGUGGUGGACUUUUUUGCACCCUGGUGUGGACCUUGUCAACAAUUGGCACCGGAGUUUAGGAAAUUAGCAAAAUCGCUGUCCCAAUUUAAAGAUAUCAUCAUUGCCCAAGUGGACUGCGUGGCCAACAACCAACUUUGUUCCUCCCAAAACAUCGGAGCUUAUCCCACUAUAAGACUUUAUCCUUUGGGAAGCAAAGGGAUGAGUACGGUCGCGGUGCAUAAUGGGCAAAGGGACGCGCUCUCCCUGAAACGUUGGAUAUUGAACUUUUUGCCAUCAAACGUGGAGGCGUUAAACGAGGUGGAGUUUAGGCAGCAGAUUUUAACGAAAAAGUAUUACUUGCCCUGGCUGGUUGACUUUUAUGCCCCCUGGUGUGGACAUUGUGUACAUUUCGAGCCUGAAUAUAGGACUGUGGCCCAAAGGUUAAAUGGUAAAGUACGUUGCGCAAAGAUUGACUGUGAGGCCCACAGGGUGUUUUGUGGACACCAAAGGGUAACAGGAUAUCCAACAGUAAGGCUGUAUUUAAGCCCCAAUAAGUAUUUUAAUAUUGAGAGCCAAGAUUCCGGCGAGAUUGUGAAAAGGGUAAAGAAGCUUAUUGAGGAGCAUAAAGAGAGUAUUAUGAUGCAUGACGAGCUGUAAGGAUUUAUUUAUCGUUGCCUGAGGACAGAAUAAGAUUUAGGAUUUUAAAGACUUAAAAAAAUGGUUUUAAAGGACUACCAACAAGAGUAACUUAAAGAAUCCAAAAUGAAGGGUUGAGAAGCCAAGGGGUACAAGUCAUAUAUUUUUCAUAAUGGAGUUAAAUGCAGAAACUUACUCUUAAACACUUUAAAAUGUUCGUGUCCGAGGGAGAUAAGUGGAACUAUCAUGUGUAUCUAUCAUGUGCUAACAUCUAGUGGCGAAAAAAAAAACUACUGCUUAAAAGUGCUUUUUAGUUUAGAAGUCAAGGGAUACAUGUGCCGCGAGUCACUUGUACCCAUUGGCUUCUAAAAAAUAGCUGAUAAUUUAGUUUACUAAAGCUGUUGUUUUCUUUAACUCA
This is a messenger RNA of Anthonomus grandis grandis, 3144 nucleotides long. Its product is annotated as dnaJ homolog subfamily C member 10-like. The coding region runs from base 414 to 2747 and encodes 777 amino acids. NCBI's taxonomy places the organism in Eukaryota, Metazoa, Arthropoda, Insecta, Coleoptera, Curculionidae. The transcript has 14 exons. The record is from RefSeq and is a predicted model, not a curated record.